AGAGGCGGGCGGUGCGCGCGGGGUGCGCGUGACGCUGGGGCUCCCGGGCUGUGCGGCCUGGGCGGCGUCCCACGGCUCGCUUCCCCACCACGAAAGCAAGCUGACCCAAGGGGCCUGUAGGGGCAUUUGCUGGUGAGGUCCAGCUCUGCGGCACAGAGGGACGAAGGACUCCGCAGCCCUGGGGCUAUCUGCCUGUGGCCUGUGCGAGAGCCGGAGCAGCUCUUACCCAGGUGCAGGGGCCGCUGGGGAGGAGGUGGAGGCAGGUGGGGCCAAGGGCAGGGCUAGACUUAGGCAGCCCCUCAAGUGCCUCACCAGUGCCCUGCCAUCUCAGACUGGGACUGAGUGCUUGAGACAUAGCGGCUUCUCCUUUGAGGCUGUAGACUCUGGUGGUGGCUUCGCCUAGUAGAGGGGACGCCCAGCCCCCGCAGAAGCAGAGGGAUGUUCAAGGGGCGUUGGUCACACAGAGCCCUGGGAGCAGGGGCUAGGGACAGAGACCUUGGAAAGCAGGAGGGCUCUGAAUUUCCAGGGCUCUUCAGCAGUUCGGACUCCUGGGCCAAUACAGGCUGAAAAUGGGGGGUCUCAUGACGCCAUAAUCCCCUGGGCCUGGGACCGACGGCUGUGAGUGGCACCACAGGCCUCCGCCCCCGGGCCCCCUGCACUGGGCUGGGCGCGGUUCUGCUGGGCGUACGCAGUCGGAGGCGGCGCCGGUCAGGCCCGGGCGCCUAUGGACGCGCGGAGCCCGCUGUCUGCCCGGGCCAGCGCGUUCAGCAUCGCCUCUCUUGUUGCAGCCGAGGCCUCGGAGGGCACCGCCCACCGGGGCCCCAGGCCCUCGGACUGGGCGAAACUUCGCAGGCUACCAGGAUCCCCAGCCGGGAUGCACUUCAGCACAGUCACCAGGGACAUGGAAGCCUUCGCGGCCAGCAGCCUGAGCGGCCUGGGAGCCCCGUCGCCUGGCGCCGACCCGUUCGGCCCGCGCGAGCCGCCGCCUCCGCGCUACGACCCGUGCGCCGCCGCCCCCGGCGCCCCGGGCCCGCCGCCGCCGCGCGCCUACCCAUUCGCGCCAGCCCCCGGGGCGGCCAGCAGCUCGGCGGCAGAGCCGGAGGGUCCGGGGGCCACCCGCGCGGCCGCCGCCAAGGCGCCGGUGAAGAAGAACCCGAAGGUGGCCAGCGUGAGCGUGCAGCUGGAGAUGAAGGCGCUGUGGGACGAGUUCAAUCAGCUGGGCACCGAGAUGAUCGUCACCAAGGCGGGCAGGCGAAUGUUCCCCACCUUCCAAGUGAAGCUCUUUGGAAUGGACCCCAUGGCUGACUACAUGCUACUCAUGGACUUUGUGCCUGUGGAUGACAAGCGCUACCGGUAUGCCUUCCACAGCUCCUCCUGGCUGGUGGCUGGCAAGGCGGACCCCGCCACACCUGGCCGAGUGCACUACCACCCUGACUCUCCAGCAAAGGGCGCACAGUGGAUGAAGCAAAUCGUGUCUUUCGACAAGCUGAAGCUGACCAAUAACCUGUUGGAUGACAAUGGCCACAUUAUUCUCAACUCCAUGCACAGAUACCAACCCCGCUUCCAUGUUGUCUACGUGGACCCUCGCAAAGACAGUGAGAAAUACGCAGAGGAGAACUUCAAAACCUUUGUAUUUGAGGAAACACGCUUCACUGCAGUCACCGCCUACCAGAACCACCGGAUCACGCAGCUUAAGAUUGCCAGCAAUCCCUUCGCCAAAGGCUUCCGGGACUGCGACCCCGAGGACUGGCCCCGGAACCACCGCCCCGGAGCGCUGCCGCUUGUGAGUGCCUUUGCUCGCUCUCGGAACCCCGUGGCUUCCCCCACGCAGCCCAACGGCGCGGAGAAAGACGCAGCCGAAGCCCGGCGAGAGUUCGAUCGUGACUCCGGACCCGCAGCGCUCGGCGACGCCGCGCACCCGCCGCAGCUGCUGGCGCGCGUGCUGAGCCCCGCACUGCCCGGGUCUGGCGGCCUCGUCCCACUACCUGGAGCGACCGGAGGCCGGCAUAGCCCCCCGCACCCCGAGCUGCGCCUAGAGGCGCCGGGCGCGUCCGAGCCGCUGCACCACCAUCCCUACAAGUACCCGGCCGCAGCCUACGACCACUACCUCGGGGCCAAGAGCCGGCCGGCGCCCUACCCGCUGCCCGGCCUGCGCGGCCACGGCUACCAUCCGCACGCGCACCCACACGCGCACCCGCACCACCACCACCACCCGGCGGUGAACCCGGCCGCCGCAGCCGCCGCCGCGGCAGCAGCCGCCGCCAACGUGUACUCGUCGGCGGCCGCGCCGCCUGGUGCCUAUGACUACUGCCCCAGAUAGUGCGCCCGCGCGCGGCCCCAAGGGCCACCUAAGGACGCGCUCCCCCGCUGGGGAGCCUUGCGGGCCUCCCGCCCGCUAGUGCCAAAGCUCCCGUCCGAGGCGGAAGGAAGUGGUAUUUAUUGUUCUCCGCGAGACCGCGUCGCCUCCGGCCCGGCCGGCUAUUGCAGUGUAGACGACUCGAGUGAGCCCCGCCUGCGGGCGGUGUAGAUACGUGUAGAUAUGUGUAGAUACUGUAGAUACUGCGCCGGCGCCGAUUUCAUAAACGGUUUCGCCUCUUUUGGAAAUUGCCAGUGUGGCUCUUCAUUUGCAUCCCGUUCAAGCGGGCAUCUUUGGGAGAGAGGGACUUAGUCUUCCCAGCCCUGGUCACUGGUGGGGGCUUGGAGCAGGGGUCUCCACAGCCCUACCCAGUCCUCCCCUCUCGUUGGCCUCUCUGCCUCCCUCCCGCAGCUCCCCGGGUCCCCCACAGGCUGCCUGUCCCCAGGGCAGCCACUGGCUUUCCCUUUAGUUCCCCACACCUGAAGCUGCUGCUGCUGAUGUAGGACUUGGGCCUGAUCGCUGACCUGUUUGCAGGACUAGACCCUAAUGUUUUUCUGAGGAAGCCGGGAAUGAUGGUCCUGACAGGACACUGUCCAUCCGGCCUAGAUGGCAUGUGGGAAGACAAAAACAGGCGUGCUUUUCCAGCAUUGCCCUGGUUUGGCACCAGCCCAGAGUUGAGUUCCUCCUGUUUAUUGACUUUAUUCACUGAAUGUCCCCACACAGUGGCCUGGGAGGGUGGGGGGGCGGGCGUACAAUGACAGUGGUCGUGAGUCAUCUUGAAACUCCCGUGUGAAGCAAUUUUCCCCAGGCCAGGUGGCUGGGUGACCUGUCUCCAUUAACUCAACACCAUCCAAGUGGCCAAAGAAACCCUUUGAUCCCUCCCUUCCUGAGCAGGAAGGGCCAGCCGAAGGCCAGCCAGAGUUAAGGCUGGCUUAUGCCUCAAACAAAUGGGAAAUGCCAGGUUCUA
Messenger RNA from Onychomys torridus (southern grasshopper mouse), 3323 nucleotides. It is a transcript of the gene Tbx1, whose product is annotated as T-box transcription factor 1. Bases 725 to 2320 code for a protein of 531 amino acids. The transcript has 8 exons. Gene Ontology annotation, cellular component: nucleus. NCBI's taxonomy places the organism in Eukaryota, Metazoa, Chordata, Mammalia, Rodentia, Cricetidae. Gene Ontology annotation, molecular function: DNA-binding transcription factor activity, RNA polymerase II-specific; RNA polymerase II cis-regulatory region sequence-specific DNA binding. The record is from RefSeq and is a predicted model, not a curated record. Gene Ontology annotation, biological process: positive regulation of DNA-templated transcription; regulation of transcription by RNA polymerase II; cell fate specification.